Messenger RNA from Polyodon spathula (Mississippi paddlefish), 6647 nucleotides. Its product is annotated as delphilin-like. The coding region runs from base 244 to 4755 and encodes 1503 amino acids. Gene Ontology annotation, molecular function: protein binding. The transcript has 25 exons. The record is from RefSeq and is a predicted model, not a curated record. Lineage: Eukaryota; Metazoa; Chordata; Actinopteri; Acipenseriformes; Polyodontidae.
UGGCUGAAUUCACCAGAGGUGCCGCAGGUACUCCAUGAUAAAAAAUCCCUCUCUUCCAAUCCUUUUUUUCACUUCAUUUUUAAAUUUUUUUUUUUAUAAACUCGGCCUUUAAGAUGUGCAGCAAGGCUGGCGUGAUACCUUGUGCUUCUUUAAAUACUCUUUUUAAUAAAAUACUGCCAAAAGCCAGCUGAUGGCCGGCAGGAGAGCCCAUUUUUUCCCUAAAGGCCUAAGGUUUAACUCAAAAUGAAGAAGUUUCUAAAGAAUCGGAAAGGCAGAUAUCCUCUGCCACAGAGCUCAUCUGGGUCUCGUUCAGCGAUCAAAGAUUUCUUUCUUACGAUGCCAGCGUCGAACCAGGGCUGGCCGGAGGAGUUUGGGUUCCAAAUCAUUGGGUCUGGGCCGUGUUAUAUCCUCCAUGUGGAGGAUGGGAGCAGCGCCCACAUUGCGGGUCUCCAGCCUGGGGACCAGAUCCUGGAGAUCGAGGGGCAGAACGUCUCCUCCAUGAGUGCAGAGACUCUGACCAGCAUGGCCCAGAGAUGCAGGAACGUGCCACCCAGCAUCGGUGUGGUCUCGCGAAUCGUGCAGAUGGACAUCUCGCAUGGGGUAGACGGCCGUUUCGGGUUCACCAUUGUGGGAGACGGCCCCCUGCUGGUGGAGGACUGCCUACCAAACUCUCCAGCGGCUGAGUGCGGACUCAAGGCCGGCGACUACGUGAUGGAGGUGAAUGGGAUGCCGGUGAAGCAGCACGAGAUCGCGGCCUCCAUGAUUAAGGCCUCACACGGGAGCACUCUGCGGCUGGGUGUGCUGUGUGUGGGGAGGAGGCAGAAGAGAGAGAGUAGCAGCAUUCGAGACUACGACCAGAGCGGUGACAGAGUCCACCAGGAGCGCAAACACAAAGCCCUGGAGUUCAACAACAAGAUUGAGGAGGUGUUGGGAGACCAGCCCGAGGUGAAGGAGAAGCUGUUCACUGUGCUGAAGCAGUACGCAGCGGAGCGCAAGGUAGACUACCUGGCCUACGCCCUUCCCAUGAUCCUCACUGAAGACCUCCACCACCAGCUCAUUGAUAGCAUCAGGAUCUUCAUCCCCAAGAAGCACCGGCCGCGGUUCGAUGAGGUGGUGUCUCAAGGCCUGAUCCACCGGAUCUGCCAUGGGAAGAGCUUCAACGAGCACAGUCAUAGCCGCCUGCGGCGCAGCCGCAGCGAAGACCACCAUGAGCGACUACUGGUGUCCACCCGGGCCCACUCCGUGCCGCGCUCCGGAGAAGAAAAUGCUGGCAAGGGCUUGAGAAAGACCGCCUCCCUCAUCACAGGCAGCUCAGGGGCCUCGGGUAACCGGAGGACGGUGCGUGUAUACAAAGGCAACAAGAGUUUUGGAUUUACAUUACGGGGACAUGCUCCAGUGUGGAUUGAUUCAGUCAUUCCAGGUAGCCCAGCUGAGAAAGCUGGUCUCAAACCUAGAGACCGCAUAUUGUUUCUUAAUGGACUGGACAUGAGAAACUGUUCCCAUGAGAAGGUGGUGUCCAUGCUGCAGGGAAGUGGUGCCAUGCCAACCCUAGUGGUGGAGGAUGGACCUGCCAACUUUGUCAUGGACGCUGAGCCUGAAGAGUCCCCUGCCGACUCCCACUCCCUUGCUCUCCGAUCCCUGCAGUGGGUGGCGGAGAUCCUGCCCUCCAGCAUCAAGGUACAGGGUCGAACCUUCAGUCAGCAGCUGGAACACCUGCUCACCCACCAGGAGAGCUACACCAUCUGCAAGGCUCUGGAGGGCUUCUUUCAGCACAGGAAUGUGGACACACUGAUUGUGGACGUGUUCCCAGUGCUGGACACUCCAGCCAAACAGGUGAUCUGGCAGUUCAUCUACCAGCUACUGACCUACGAAGAGCAGGCGCACUGCCAGCAGAAGAUCGUCCGCUUCCUGGGGUACAAGUCUGCCAUAGCGACUGGGGAGACUGGAGAACAGGCCCCCGAAACGCAGAUGCGCAGCAGUUCAGUCCGCGUGUCAUCCAGCCGCAGAGAGAAGGGUAGCGUCCGAGCACGUGCCUCAGAGGAGGGGACAGGAGUUUUUUCAGGGGGCCACACUGACCCCGUGGAAGUGGGGAUGAGACUGGCCCCUGGAGAGAGGCAGUCUGGAGAUGGGACGUCACUUCCACAGACACCCAACCUCAAAAACAUGGCUGCAGUGUAUACGGAGCUGGAAAGCACCUACACAGGGAAGAAGAUGAAGUCCGCUCAGAACCAGGCCUCUCCGUUGCCAGACCAGCUGGCAAACUCAGGUAGUGGACUGCAGCUUUCCCCCAUUUCAUUAGGGAAUCGGAAGUCAGGCCUGUCUCCGUCCUGGCAGGAGCAAACAGCCUCCCCACAGUGUCGUUGCUACCCUCACAACCUCCCCUCCCCAAGCAGUGCUGAGUCAAACCCCUACGCCAGCCUGGACAGCCCACUGCCCUCCCCCCAGCCCCUGGAGUACACCACCACCAGUCCCCUGUCCCGCCGAAAGAAGCACUUCACCUUUUCAAGGCCCCCCCGCAGUCGUGACACAGACAAGUUCCUGGACGCCCUGAGCGAGCAGCUCGGACACCGGGUCACCAUUGUUGAUGACUUCCUGUUGCCCAAGGACGACUACGAGGAGCUGGGUUUCCAGGAUGAGCAUGAGCCUGGCUUCCUCACCCAUGACCUGGACAGUGCAAGCGAGUAUGUGAGCAGCAGCGAGGAGGGCUCCCUGAACUAUUCCUCCUCCUCAGACCACAUCCCCCCUCCACCCCAGAGCCCCCCACCCCUGCCACCCAUCCACUUUCAUGACUCCAAGCCUGAGACACUGAAUCGGGAUAUGAACAGGAGUCUUCCUCUACCCCCACCACCACCACCGCCACCACCACCACCACCACCGCCAAGCAAACCCAGCCUGCCCCAGACACACCACGCCAUUCAUCCUCUUCACCCUGGUCACCCCAAUCAAGCUCAUCUAACCAAUCAGAACCUUCACCCUGGUCACCCCAAUCAGGCUCAUCUAACCAAUCAGAACCUUCACCCUAGUCUCCCCAAUCCAGUUCACCACACCAAUCAGAACAUUCACCCUAGUCUCCCCAAUCCAGUUCACCACACCAAUCAGAACCUUCACCCUAGUCUCCCCAAUCCAGUUCACCACACCAAUCAGAACCUUCACACUAGUCUCCCCAAUCCAGUUCACCACACCAAUCAGAACCUUCAUACUAGUCUCCCCAAUCCAGUUCACCACACCAAUCAGAACCUUCAUACAAGUCUCCCCAAUCCAGUUCACCACACCAAUCAGAACCUUCUCCUUGGUCAUCCCAAUCCAGCUCACCUACUAACCAAUCAAACUCUUCACUCUGGUCACCCCAAUCCAGCUCACCACACCAAUCAUCCCAAUAAUCUCAAUCCUCUCAGUCACUCAAAUUUGACCCACCACUCCAGUCAGAUCAAUCCCACCCACUAUUCCAGUCAGACCACUCAUGCCAACCACUCCAAUCCAACCCACCGCCCCAUCCAGACCAGUCACCCCAGUCAAUCCCAUCUCUCUAACCAAUCCAAUCUCCACGGGGUCCCUCGAGCCCCUUUUCACCGUCGCAGCGAGUCCAGCCACAUGAGUGUCAAGCGUCUGCGGUGGGAGCAGGUGGAGAAGUCAGAAGGGACCAUCUGGGGUCAGCUUGGAGAAGACUCUGACUAUGACAAACUAAGUGACAUGGUAAAAUAUCUGGACCUGGAGUUGCACUUUGGAACACAAAAGACUGCAAUUUCUCUUCCAGAGCCAACCUUCUUACCCGAGUUUAAAAAGAAAGACGUGGUCGAAAUUCUCUCUCGUAAAAAGGCAUAUAACACAUCUAUCCUGAUUGCACACCUAAAGCUGUCCCCAGCUGAGCUGCGUCAGAUACUGAUGACGAUGGCCAAUGACCGCCUGGAGCCAUCACACAUCAAGCAGCUGCUGCUGUACGCCCCUGAUGAAGAGGAGGUCAAGCAGUACCAGCAGUACACACAGGACACCAGCAAGCUCAGUGAGCCAGACCAGUUUGUUAUGCAGAUGCUGUCAGUGUCAGAGUAUAAAACGCGGCUGCGAAGUCUUCACUGCAAGACAACUCUGCAGGAGAAGACUGAGGAGAUGAAGGCUGGGUAUGAGUGCAUCUACAACGCCUCACUGGAGCUGAAGAACAGCAAGAAACUCGCCAAGAUACUGGAGUUUGUGUUGGCCAUGGGAAACUAUCUCAACAAUGGACAGCCAAAAACCAAUAAAACCACAGGAUUUAAAAUCAAUUUUCUUACAGAGCUGAGUACUACAAAAACAGUAGAUGGGAAAUCCACUUUCCUGCACAUUCUUACCAAAUCACUGGGCCAACAUUUUCCUGAACUUCUGGAUUUUGCCAAGGACCUAACCACAGUGCCCCUUGCUGCCAAAGUUAACCAUAGAACAAUCACAGCUGACCUUAUUGACCUGCACACCACCAUACAAGACAUCCGGAUUGCCUGCCAGAAAAUACCUGCGACCGCCGACGACAGGUUUGCCACUGUUAUGAGCGGGUUUCUAGAGAACACCCACCCUGCUGUCCAGUCCCUGGACUCACUGCAGCAGCGAGCGAUAGAAGAGUUCAGCAAAGUGGCCUCCUUCUUUGGGGAAGACAGCAAAGCUACCACAACAGAGGCCUUCUUUGGCAUUUUUGCUGAGUUCAUCAGCAAGUUUGAGAGGGCUUUCAGGGAGAUGACAGCCACAGAGAAUCAGCGCAGUACAAGAAUGAGCUCCCCGCUGGCCUGGUGAUGUCUUUGAAACCCCAACACAUUACACCAAAAGAAGUGUGUUGUUCUGUGAAAAACAUAAAAGAAGGAUCUCUGCUCCUUCGCUGAAAAGCAAAAAAAUUAAAGACUGAUUGCAAAUUGUGUAAAGAACAGGAGUAAGGUAGAAGCUCACAGGUGAAAGCAUUGAAUUGCAUUCUAUCAAGAACAAGUAAUUUAAUCAACACAGCGAAUGUAAAUAAAUUGAUGAGAGACGGUACGUGAAGUGUUUACAGUAUGGUGGGAAUCUGUGGUGACAAUACACCUAGGAUAGACCUCAGACUAAGACAAACAGUAUUGUUCAAUUUAAAUUAAAGGUGGAAUAAAGAAGACAUUGCAAGAUGACGCAGGACAAAAUAAACAGUAAAAAAGCUAAUCAACAAUUAAAUAAUAUGUCACACAAAAUGAAAACAGUGGUAAUAAAGAAGCACUUUAAUUUAGGGUUAGUUUAAUAAGGCAGCUCAUUUGCAGUUUUCUUGGUAAAUAUGUUUAAUUUAGCUAGGGGUUACCUAUGCAAGACCCUAAUGACAUGUAGUACACCUCGUCUGUCAACUAUAAGUGUUCUGUGACCACAUCUUACAGGCUAACUUCAGCAUUAAACGUGAGACAAAUUAAACCUUGAAUCAGGCUUCGUAACCAUUUGAGGCGACACCCUGUUUAAACGUUUGUCGAGUACUUGCUGGUCGCUGCCAGUAAUUGAAAUACUUCAGAUUUAUUGUAAAUCUAAUUUAAAAAAAAAAAAACUUGCAGAGGGUAGAUGUUUUUUGUUUGUUUUUUUUGUUUUUUUUAAUUAUUAUUAUUAUUGCUUGAUAUCCACAUUGUGUAAAUCUCUCCUUUUUAUCUGCUCAAAUCGGAGAUGCCCUGAAAGGGGUGAUAUUGCAGCUUUACAAACCAGUCUAGUGUUAAAACUCCAUGGAUAAGCUAGUUGUUUAAAAUGUGAUUUACUGUAUAAGGUUAAAUUGGUCCACUUGUAUAGCCGUCUUCAACGCAACUGUACUCGCUCAAUAAUUAUUUUUUUUAGUACAGAACAGUAUGCUUUUUUUAAUUAAUUCUUUGAAUUCUUAGGCUACUGAAAGCAGACAUAUACAGUACAGUCCAUUAAGCACUUUCCUAAUUGCUGUUAUGCCCAAAUAUAUAUUAAAAUCUGUUUGAGCGAAGAUACUUUAGUUUAUCUUGAAUCAAUAUAAUGAGUCAAUCUGUAUCAUUUAUAUAAAUAAAUAACAACUUGUUCCAAUUAUCAUUUGUUAGAAAGCUGUACAAAACAAAACAAAAAAAACGAACCCACUAUAUAUGUAUUGCUGUUAACUGUUUCCUUUGAUUUCUACAUAACAUUCUUAAGUGGAUAACUAGAUGACAAUGUAAAGGCACUCUGUGAAGAGAUGAUGCUGUUUUUAGUAUUUUAUAUUUACUUCUGUGGUUUACAUACCAGAAAUAUUUAGAUAAAUACUUUGAUUCUCCAAAUCGGUAUUUCUGACUUCUCUAACCCUCUAGAAGUUUGAAUUAGCUUACAUUUUUAGUAAGGAGGUUGCAAUGCUAGAAGGGGAAAUCAAAGGGGAGUACAUUUCUUUUAUCUUUUUAAAAUUCAUUUUUGUAAUUGCUAUCUGCAGGGUAGCAAUGCAAUUAUUUUAAUAAGCUACUAAAUAUAUGAUGUUUUAAAAAUAUGUGUAUUUACAACAUUUACAUCCAGUUACAGAUACAGAAAUACAUAAAAAAGAAAGUUGGAGUUCAUGUUUGGGAACACUAUCUCAAGAACUUUAAGGUUCUCCUUGCGUACAGUUUGCCUCCUCUGAGUUAGGUAACAUUUACACUGUAGGUUCUAAGUUGAGAACUUUCUUUGUUUUUGUAUUUGUCCUUUCAAAUACACAAGUCGAUUGAAGA